AGAGGAUGACGCUGGUGUGGGCGACCCAGCUCCAGGCAUGGAUCAUCUACCGCUACCUCCACGGCCAUUGCCGCAUCCCGUACUACUAUGUGGUCCCAGCCACUGAUCUGUGGCCGACAUCGCUGCGUGGUGUCGCGCUUGGCAAGUCCUCGUCAGCUACCCGCUACGAUGCGGCCAUGUACGCGCCCGACCGCUUUGCGCAGCUGGACGCGAUGGGCUUUGAAUGGUCGCCGCCGCCAAGGAACAUGCACCGCAGCGUCGUCUACGUCAACGGCGCCGUCAGCGUCCGCCACGUUCCGCUGCCCGCGCUCGUCCGUGCCCUUGAAGUCUUCCGUGAGCGCCACGGCCAUCUCGUCGUGCCCGACGACUUUCUCGUGCCAGAGAACGACGCUGCGUGGCCGCACGAAGCGUCGAAUGUGCUGCUCGCGCGCGCUCCUCAGACGCUCUGCGCUCACUUUUUUGAGCUCUCGGACGCCGAUGUGGCGACGGUGCAUGGCCUCUCGCUCUGCAACGGGCUGCCGCGUUGGGGCGACGCCAAGCAGCUCCUCGCGCUCUACGUCAAGAGCACCGGUGAACACACUGUGCCCAUCGAGUUUGUCGUCCCGGCGGCGGCGCCGUGGCCGCAACGUUUCCAUCACGCGUUGCUUGGCGAGCUCGCCUGGUACCUUGGCCGCAAGCGCCACGUGCUGCCACACGCCAUGCUGCCCGAGCUCGACGCGCUCGGCAUCGUCUUUGAAACCCCGGCGACAUGGGCGGGCAUCGUGCGCGGCCUUCGCAUGCAUGUUGCCAAGGUCGGUGAUGCCGAUGUCCCGAGCGACUUUGUCGUGCCCGACGACUGGGAUCGACCGCUGGUUGGCCUACGCCUCGGCCGCUAUGUGGUCGAGCUUCGAAAGGCUGUGGCGCUACUACUAGUUCCGAAAGAGACGCUAUUGGCGCUCAGCACGCUUGUCGAGCUGCCGCCCGAAGUGACGCCGGCGCUACUGCGCUACGCUCCCCGCCCCGUGUCGCCGUCGCGCAAGCGCCGCCGGGUCGAUCUCCGCGGCAUCGACGACGAGAAGGUCGACGCGCUCGCUCUGUACCGCCACCUCUUUGGCGACCUCGCGGUCCCGCGGGACUUUGUCGUCGACUACUUCGACGAUCGGUGGCCCGCGCCCUUGGGCGGAUGGGCGCUUGGGGCCUACGCCGUGUCGCUAAGGCACCGACGGCACUUGUUGCCGCCGGAGAAGCUUGCGUCGCUCGACGCCCUCGGCUUUCUCUGGCAGCUCAAACCCGGUGCGAUCUCGGUCACAACGUCGCUCUCACGCAAAGUAGCCACGUUCUCCGUGCUCCUGGCCGCGCUACGCGCUUACAAGGCAAAGACGGGCCACGUCAUCGUCCCGCCCGGCUUCAGUGUGCCGUUGCGCGCUCCAUGGCCGUCGGACGCAGCCGGCAUCAACUUGAGGCCUGUCCUGACGCUGCUGCGACACCACUUUUACGACCUGAGCGCCAAUGAAGCGGAGGAUCUCCAUGCACUCGGCAUUUGCUCCGACCUGCCGUCGUGGGCGUCGUUGCUGGAGCUCCUACGAUGCUACACGGCGCAGUUUGGCCACGGCGGCAUCGGCCUCGACUUUAUCGUGCCGUCGACAAGUGCGUGGCCGACGCAGUGGCACAAGGCGCCGCUCGGUGAGAUCGCGUACAGCGUCGGCCUCCUCGUGGCGGGGUUUGCUGCCGACAAGGUGCAGCAGUUGAGCGACACGGGGUUCCUCUUCAACACGCCAGCGACAUGGGCGCGCAUCGUCGACGGGCUGCGGCUGUACCACCGCUUCAACGGCUGCAUCGACGUCCCUCCAGCAUUCGUCGUGCCGUACUAUCCUGCGUGGCCGAUCAACCUUCACGGACUGCCCCUCGGCCGCUUGUAUCACUUCUUUAACGCAGCACAGGCGGUGCAGAUGCUGCCGUCGGCAACGCAGCUGGACGUCGCGGGCUUUGCAAAUGUGGCACCGACACCCGACACGGCGGCGCUGUGGGCAGUCGUUCUCGACGCUCUCUCGACGUUCCGCUCGGUGUUUGGCCACACGGAGGUGCCAAGUGACUUUGCCGUGCCAGCAACCGCGCCAUGGCGACCCGACAGCCACGGGCUGCAGCUCGGUGCCGUCGUUACCUUUCUGAAGACGCGUCGGUCGAUGCAUGCGCAGUACAAGGCGCCGCUGGCCGCGCUCGGUGUCAUGUCGCCCACAACGACGAUCGCAACUGCUUCCGAAACCACAGACGACGUGCCGACUCGCCCACCGUCGUCGUCGCCAGCGGUUGGCGACGAUCGUCCGGUUGGCAUUGCCCCAAGGCAGCCCGAUCCUCCGAUCGCUGCUACCAAACCGGCGCGCUGUCUCUGGAGUCAUACGCUUGCCGACAAGCUGGAAGCGCUCGCUUGGUUUCGCGCCGAGCACGGGCACCUCGUCGCCCCGAAACGGUACGUCGUGCCGAUGUACUACCCGACGCAUCUGCACGGCAUAAGGCUCCACGACGUGGUCGCGUCGUUGCGCGCGGCCACCGAGGGGCUCCCGUCCGAGCUGGAGGCUGCGCUCGACGCGAUCGGCUUUCCCUGGCACCCGACGCCGUCGACGCUGCGCUGUAUAACGCGCCUUCCUGGCGUAACAACCGUCGGAACCCGCUUCGUGCCACUGCACACCGUGUUCCAAGCGCUCUUCGUGUUCCGCCGUCUCUUUGGCCCCGUCGAGAUUCUGCCGGGCUUUCUUGUCCCGGCCAACGACAGCAUUUGGCCGGCGCCGACGCAUCACAUAGACCUCUCGUGCGCCGUCGAUGCCAUUCGAACUCACUUGUACGAACUCCCCGACGCCGACUUUCAGUGGACGCAAACACUCGAGUUGGCGCCCGAUUUGCCAGACUUUGACGGCGUCCUCGGGCUCCUGCGCGUGUACCGCGCCACGUUUGGCACGGGGGCCGUGGCCCGCGACUUUGCCGUGCCAUUGAGUGGUGGCGAUUGGCCGUCGGCGUGGCGCGGCUUGGCGCUCGGUGACCUUGCGUGGCGCAUCGGCUUGAAGACAUGGGCGCUCGAGCCGCGCAAGGUGAAGCUGCUCGACGACACGGGGUUUGUCUUCAACGAUACGGAAACGUGGGCGCGGAUCGUUGCGGGACUGCGACGAUACUGCACCCUCUUUCAUACGACGUCGGUGCCGCCGACGUAUCGUGUGCCGCCGACGGAGGACUGGCCGCCGCAUCUGCACAACAUGGAUCUCGGGCGCUGGGUCGCGACGCUCCUGUCGGCGCGAGAACUGCGGCUGCUGCCGCCGGCGACGCGGUCGACGGUUGAUGCGCUGCUAGAAGCCGCUGCGAAAGAUGAAGUGUCGCCACCACCAGCGUCGUCCGCCACCAUUGCCGAGUGCGGUGCGUCGUUGCCUCGGCCGAUCGUGCUGCCAGAGUCGACGCCGGUUGCUGCAGCUUCGUCCGAAGCUUUUGAACUCGACGACAGCGGUAGCGACAAUGAAGGAGAAUCACGCACUGCUCAAGACGACCAGUGCGAGUGUCUCGUUGCCGCCCCAGUGGUGGAUUGCUUGACCGAUCGUGCCGACUGGGUCAUCUUCACCGGGGCGUUGCAGUCCUUCUUCCGUGACUUCGGACAUGCGGACGUGCCAUUUGACUUUGGCACAGUGGACGGUGUGCCGCUCGGGCACUUGGUGCAGCAGCUGCGCAACGGCGACAUCGUGCUCUCGAGUCCACGCAAGGCCGACCUCCGCCAGCUUCAUUUGCCGUCGUUUAGGUUCUAACACUGUACGAUGACGGUUGUUGUUGAAACUUGA
Molecule: messenger RNA, 3794 nt
Organism: Saprolegnia diclina VS20
Lineage: Eukaryota; Oomycota; Saprolegniomycetes; Saprolegniales; Saprolegniaceae
Exons: 1
Coding region: 6-3761 (1251 amino acids)
Source: RefSeq, a predicted model, not a curated record